Lachancea lanzarotensis is the source of this 2406-nucleotide messenger RNA. It is a transcript of the gene VIR1, whose product is annotated as LALA0S10e03444g1_1. The coding region runs from base 1 to 2406 and encodes 801 amino acids. The transcript has a single exon. NCBI's taxonomy places the organism in Eukaryota, Fungi, Ascomycota, Saccharomycetes, Saccharomycetales, Saccharomycetaceae. The record is from RefSeq and is a predicted model, not a curated record.
AUGGAAGCCAAAAAGAAACCCGCAAAAACCGGCCCGUUAGUGCCCACACUGAAGUCAGUCGACUAUGGCGUCUUCAAAUUGGGGUGUUGUCGCGUCAGUAAGGGUGACGAAUGGGAAUUGAUUGAGCGUUUUGUCAAUGGAGUUCUGGCGCUCAACAAUGAUCAACAUGUCACAAGUGACGAGGACAGCAGUGUGGAUCCACUCACAGCCCUGCUCGAGCUGCUUGUGAGCCAGCAAGACCACAGGGACAUAUGUGCGGACUUACUAGCAGCUGCUUUUGCCGGGUGUGCAGUGCACAAAGAUCUGAAGUCGCUAGCACAUCAAUUCGCAUGUUCAAUAGCUGAAAGUCACACUUUGGGGUCGCUUUUGCGUGAAUUGUGCGGCACGGUGAAUUUAGCACCAGACUAUAAGCCUGGCGUGUACUCAGUUGUGGCAAAACUGAACCUUUUCGAGCAUCCCAAAACAUCAAUACUUCGUUCAUUGAAUAUGGCGCUCGGUUCUGUCCUCAGAACCGUGUGGGUGCCUCUAUGGUCAUACGAAACAUUGCCAGAUUUGUACAGUUGUGUUUUAAGUCAAAACUUACUGCUCGCGACUACCCAGGAACAUAAACUGGAUUUCAUUAUUGCCUCAAGAGAACACGACGUGCUGCGUUGGCACGAGCUUAAAGAUCGCAAAACCACAUCCCUCAAUUUUUUCCUGCUCAGAGUCGCACGACGUGCGAUCCAAUGCCGCAAUUAUGUCUCGAACUCUUUUGCUGAAUUUAGCCAUAAAAUUUUAUCACAGGCCAUUGGCAAUGAGUGUUUCAUGAAAGUAGAGAACAGCAAUGUGUUCACCUUAUCUGUCUUCAUGGAAAUAGUGGACCACCCGGAUCUCAACUUUUUAGAGGAGCCUCAUUUAACGUUUCUUCUAAACUGCGCACUGCGUCAAACCCGCAAUCUUUGCGAGAAUGGACAGAUAGAGACUUUGCAUAUGGAGCUGGGUACAAUGGGAAGCACUUUGAGUCUUUUUGGACUCGCGAACAUUCUGCAAUAUAUCCUUGCUCGGUUUCUUGUUGAUACGGGGAAUCUUAUGUUCAGUGCUCCUCAAUUUAGUUCCGACAAAAGAAAUUGGGCCUUGAGGCAAUCGCCAUACGAGCUUCCCAGAUUUUUCGACCAAGUUGUUCCUGACAUACCUCCAAUCUCCAGGGCAUCGUUUGGCUUUGACAAAAGAGACUCAGAGUUACCACUUCAGAUGAGUAAGUUCUCUGAUAUAAUACUCUCGAUUCUGGAAUCCUUAAAUCAUGCUGUGUUCAUCAACCGGAAAUUGCUGAUGUUUUACGGUCGCGAAGGUAUUGAUCUGUCCCUCGAUUUUAGAGGCAUAAGCCAAGAAAAGCAUAUCAAUUUAUCACAAGUUGUGGGAACCAAGUCGAAAUCUGAAAUUUUUGAGCUGUUUUUCGUUGCAAUCACCUCUGUUUUACUUUUGAGUCGGCAGCUUCACGAGGGGGUGUACUUCUGGACCCUAAUGGAUGAGCAAGAGGCCGAGGUUCAGAGUAGAAUAAUGACACCGAAUGCUUUGAAUUGCUUCGAAGCUCUAGUUUCGACUCUCGAUGGGGCAUCGCUGUAUGAAUUCAUUGGAUUCUCCAACCGUAUUUCGUUAAUCGAUUUGAACAUGCAUGCGGUGUCUAUGCAAGUCCUGAGUCAUAUACUCUUCGAGUCUGCUCUCAACGUACUGCAAGGCUCCACACCCACCAAAAAACUCAUCCUAGAUGCGCUUUACAAUCAUAUCAUAUUGUGGAACGACGGAACAGACACUUAUGGACGGUUUAUGACCGAAAUUUUCAAGACCGAAGUACUACCUGUGGCAGCUGUAAGUUUCAGCGUAUCUGGCUUUUUGAAUAUUAUGUUCCCACGAGACAGUGCACAGGCUCUGCCUAUGGAAUCAGCAUCGCCACUUUUCAAAACAGGCGAUAGCACGGAGUUCCGAAAAAACUACCAGACUGCAAAAUACAAUGCUCAUGCAAACUCAUUCGUUCCAUCCAGCAGACCUCAACAUGUUAACACAGAAGGAGAAAAUGCAAUGCCACAGGGUGAGCACAGUCACCCAAGCUCCAGGCCUGCGGAGAUAUUUCAACCAUCCAACUCAGCGGUCGAAGGUUUUAAUCUACACUCAUCCUUCUCGACCGGACGACAGCAAUUAACGAAUGCAAAUGAGCACGGCACCACAUUUAGUGGUACCGCGCCAAGAUCAUUGAGUAAUUUGAACUCUUGGAGCCCCAACUGCUUUUCGCAGGGCCCUCUGUCAUCUCCAGAGACUGGACCCGCGGUCAGCACGGGUAAAAAUUACAUUCUAGGUGGUCACAACCGGGCCGCGAACAACAGCAGAGCACAGUCAGUGCAUGUGGACCGAUUCAACUAUAUUCAACAGUAG